UAGUUUACGCCGUUGAUGGCUGCUUUAUCAAAAUGUUAUAGCUUUAUCUACUACUACUUGUAAUCAUGCCCUAUAGCAGUCUUUAAUGGCGUCUUUAUUGCUAAACUUAAUAACUACCCCAACAAAUAUAGAGGAUCAUUUCAACCAAUUCAAAAUUCAAACUAAGAACCAAAAAACAAAUUCAAAUUCAGUUCAGAAAAUUAAAUAAGAACCGUUAGAUGAGCAAACAGCUCAUCCUAUUCUCCAACGGGUCUUUUCUACUUUGGAAGUUGGGAGGGACCAUCUUCUAGCCGUUGGGUUUCUCAGUUAUAUAAAGACCCGAAUCUGUGCAAUUUCGUUCCAUAUCACAUUUGUUCGUUCUCGUUUUGCUGGGAGUGAUAGUGUUCUUGAUUGCCCAUCAGCAGAGUCUGGUUCAUAUUGUAUUUUGAAGAGAAGAUGAGGGAAAUUCUGCAUAUUCAAGGAGGGCAGUGUGGCAACCAGAUUGGUGCCAAAUUCUGGGAAGUUGUGUGUGCUGAGCAUGGAAUUGAUCCCACUGGGAGAUACCAGGGGACCACUGAUCUGCAGCUGGAGAGAGUGAAUGUGUACUACAAUGAGGCCAGCUGUGGGAGAUUUGUUCCAAGAGCUGUGUUGAUGGAUCUGGAGCCUGGCACCAUGGAUAGUGUGAGGUCAGGCCCUUAUGGUCAGAUCUUCAGGCCUGAUAAUUUUGUUUUUGGUCAGUCUGGAGCAGGCAACAACUGGGCUAAGGGCCAUUACACAGAGGGGGCUGAGCUCAUCGAUUCUGUGCUUGAUGUGGUCAGAAAGGAGGCAGAAAACUGCGAUUGUCUCCAAGGAUUUCAGGUAUGCCAUUCUCUUGGAGGGGGCACUGGGUCUGGAAUGGGCACGUUGCUGAUUUCCAAAAUCAGGGAAGAGUACCCAGAUAGAAUGAUGCUCACAUUCUCUGUGUUCCCUUCUCCCAAAGUCUCUGAUACCGUUGUGGAGCCUUACAAUGCUACGCUGUCUGUUCACCAGCUGGUAGAAAAUGCAGAUGAGUGUAUGGUUCUUGACAACGAGGCGCUCUAUGACAUUUGUUUCAGGACCCUCAAGCUAACUACUCCUAGCUUUGGUGAUCUGAAUCACUUGAUCUCUGCAACCAUGAGUGGAGUUACAUGCUGUCUAAGGUUCCCCGGGCAGUUGAACUCAGAUCUAAGGAAGCUUGCUGUGAAUCUGAUUCCUUUCCCCCGUCUGCAUUUCUUCAUGGUGGGAUUCGCCCCCCUGACCUCCAGGGGGUCUCAGCAGUACAGAGCACUGACUGUUCCAGAGCUCACACAGCAAAUGUGGGAUUCCAAGAACAUGAUGUGUGCUGCAGAUCCUAGACAUGGAAGGUACCUGACAGCCUCUGCCAUGUUCAGAGGGAAGAUGAGCACUAAGGAAGUGGAUGAGCAGAUGAUCAAUGUUCAGAACAAGAACUCAUCCUACUUUGUGGAGUGGAUUCCUAACAAUGUGAAGUCCACAGUGUGUGAUAUACCCCCUACUGGGCUGAAGAUGGCUUCCACAUUCAUUGGGAACUCUACUUCCAUUCAAGAGAUGUUCAGGAGAGUGAGUGAGCAGUUCACAGCCAUGUUUAGGAGAAAAGCCUUCUUGCACUGGUACACAGGGGAGGGAAUGGAUGAGAUGGAGUUUACAGAGGCAGAGAGCAACAUGAAUGACUUGGUCUCUGAGUACCAGCAAUAUCAGGAUGCCACAGCAGAUGAAGAAGGGGAGUAUGAUGAUGAGGAAGAAGAGCUUCAAGAUAUGUAAUGUGGUGCAACAACAUUCAGUUGUUGCUAUAGUAGCUUUAGACUGUUUACUUAUCUCUCCCUGUAAACAAUUAAAUGCGAUUAUUAAUACAGUAGCUUUAGGCUGUUCACUUUC
Messenger RNA from Cryptomeria japonica (Japanese cedar), 1890 nucleotides. Its product is annotated as tubulin beta chain. Gene Ontology annotation, molecular function: structural constituent of cytoskeleton; GTP binding; GTPase activity. The record is from RefSeq and is a predicted model, not a curated record. Bases 436 to 1776 code for a protein of 446 amino acids. Lineage: Eukaryota; Viridiplantae; Streptophyta; Pinopsida; Cupressales; Cupressaceae. Gene Ontology annotation, cellular component: cytoplasm; microtubule. Gene Ontology annotation, biological process: mitotic cell cycle; microtubule cytoskeleton organization. The transcript has 3 exons.